Molecule: messenger RNA, 1146 nt
Organism: Lycium ferocissimum
Lineage: Eukaryota; Viridiplantae; Streptophyta; Magnoliopsida; Solanales; Solanaceae
Exons: 6
Coding region: 1-1146 (381 amino acids)
Source: RefSeq, a predicted model, not a curated record
AUGGGUAGCUUAGCCAAAUUGGUUGCUUCUGAGCAUCCGUUAGCCAUGAAGGUUCAGACUUUGGCGAACAGUUUUGUACGCCUAGAUAUCUCAGUUCCGGGAAGAGUCUUGGCUUGUGUUGAGGCAAGGUCAUCCCUCUUGGAGAAAAUAAGGGCUCAGCAGUUUGAGAAUGCCCAGUUGUGUAAGAUUCGUGAUAAGGUUCUGAGAGGUGAGGCUAAGGAGGCCAUGCAUGAUAGUGAGGGAAUUCUGAGGAUCAAGGGUCGCAUGUGCGUUCCUCGUGUUGGUGAUUUGAUUCAUUUGAUUCUGGAGGAGGCCCAUAGCUCCAGAUAUUCCAUUCAUCCGGGUGCUACGAAGAUGUAUCAAGAUCUGAGGCGGCACUACUGGUGGAGGAGGGUGAAGAGAGAUAUUGCAGAUUUUGUGGCUAAGUAUGGGAAUUGUCAGCAAGUCAAGUUACUAGUAAGGAUUGGUGCUCGUAUCAAAAAGGUUGCCUGUGAGGCAUUGGACUUGCUUUACGAGCUGUGUGUGCGGGUUUGGGAUAGUAAGAAUUACAAGGAAGCUACGGUUAAAAAUCUCUCAAAGCUAAAUCAUAAGGAAUUCUUAGAUGGCUCAGUUGAUAUUAAGGGGAUUCAGAUGGAUUAUAUUAAAGGCUUUAUAGGAAUGAGACUUAUUGGGAUUAUAAAGAAAAUUGAUAAACAAAGAGCUUUUCAGGCAGAGUUGGGUACUCAGUUGGACCUCAGUAUAGCUUUUCAUCCCCAGACUGAUGGUCAGUCCAAGAGGACUAUCCAGGUGCUUCUGAAGAUCUCACCCAUGAAGGGUGUUAUGCGAUUUGGGAAUAUGGGCAAGUUCAGCCCGAGGUACCAUGGCCCAUUUGAGGUUCUCCGUCGAGUUGGAGAUGUUGCUUAUGAGUUGCCUUUUCCACCAGUCCUGUCAGCUGUUCAUCUGGUUUUCCAUGUGUCCAUGCUGAAGAAGUAUCAUUCUGAUGGUUCUUAUAUAGUUCGUUGGGAUUCUGUGUUACUUGAUAAUAAUCUGUCGUAUGAGAAGGAGCUUAUAGCGAUUCAGGAUAGGCAGGUUAGGAAGCUGAGGUCGAAGAAGAUUGCUUCGGUCAAGGUUCAAUGGAAGCAUCGUCCCGUUGAGGAGGCGACUUAG